GGUUUCACGACUGCACGACGGUUUUAAAUAAAAUCAUCACCGCUGUCUGAAGCAGACGCUCUUUUAGGAAAAGGGCGUGGUGGGUUUUUGUUCCUGAUUUCUGUGAUUUUAGUGUAAACUCCUGUGCGAAAUGGGUUUUAAAGUAUUAUUAGUAGCUGCGCUCCUCGUUGGUUGUGCGACGGCGCAAAAUUAUCGCAUCUGUAUACCAACGACCAGCACUCAAGUCUGCCGAAAUUUAGACAACAUCGGUAGUCAAGUGAUUUGUGAAACAGUAGAAACCAAGGUAGACUGUGCCAUAAAAUUAGCGCGAGGAGCUGCUGAUAUCGGUAUUUUCUCCGAGGAGGAAAUAGUGCUGCUCGCCCACCAGCAGCCCACAGACCACCGGGUGGUGGCUUCCAUCAGAGAUGUAUCUAGAACAGAGCCCUUCGCCUUUGAAGCGGUAGCGGUAGUACCUUUCAACCACACUGGUGGUCUUGAUGGGCUUCGUGGUGGCAAAUACUGCCACCCCGGCUUCGACCAGAACGAACAACGCUGGUCACCACGUGUCUUGAAGGCUUUUGAGUUGGCGGUCGCACGCACUGACCGUUGCCCAUAUACUAACACAGAUAGAAAGACAGCUGAAGAGUUGGAAGUGGAUACUUUGAGCCGGUUCUUCACCAGCGCCUGUCGCCCUGGACCCUGGAGCGCAAACAGCACAGUCGAUAAUGACCUUAAAAAUCGCUAUCCAAGUCUCUGCUCGCUCUGCGGUGAGAACGCCAACUGCUCCAGAUAUACCUUGGACAUGGGAGUCGCGGUGGCCGGCAUCCAGAACACCAACAGGCACGUCCAAGCGCUGGAGUGUCUCCGAAGCAACAACAACGGUACAGUCGCCUACGUCGCUUGGCAACACGUUCGAGAAUUUUUUACUAUUCGCAAUCCCCAAGACGCGACGUCAUUCGCUCUGCUCUGCGAGGACGGUUCUCUGAGAGUGCUCACCACAGAGGUUUUGUCUUCCGCAACAGCGCCUUGUUCCUUCGUCAAACAGCCCUGGAGUACCAUAGUGGCUUCCACUUCAAAUGCAGCAGCAGUCCAGGCCAAUAUGCGGGACUGGUGGCCGAACGGAGCUAGCCCUGGAGGCAACACCUGGCAGUCGGUUCUGUUCAGUGCAGUCAUUGGUGGUGCAAAUGCGCGUGUUACAUUUGAAGAUGGACUACCCACGCCUCAGAACUACACCUCAAACGUUCGCAACUUCACAACCAUCACCGCGGCUUCCUCGUGCAUCCCAGCUCGUCGCUGGUGUACAAUCUCCGCUCAGGAGCACAACAAGUGCACUUGGAUCCGUAGCGCUGCGUACACUCUGGGCAUCGAACCGGCAAUAUCCUGUCAACAGAGAAACAACAUCUUCGAAUGUUUAGCCGAUAUCAGAGAUAAUACAGCUGACUUCACCGUUACUCCCUCUAAUUAUGGAUAUUUGGCUAGACAACACUACAGGCUGUCAUCAGUAAAGCUGGUCCAGAACUCCCGCAGCAACCCGUUGGCGUUCACUCGCAUCGCCGCCUUGCUCCGCGAGAGCAGCACGCAAUCCAUCACACGGUUCGAAAACUUACGUGGAAAGAAGGCUUGCUUCCCUGAGUUCGGAGGAAUCUCAUACGUCGCGUUCGUGCGAGCCGCCCACGAGCGGUCCAUCAUCAGCAGCUCCGAGUGUGACUACGGACGUGCCGUUGGGGAAUUCUUCGACAGCGCGUGCGCACCUGGAGCCAUCGACAACUCCCACGCACUUACUGAGAGCACCUACAAUGCGACCAAUUUAUGCAGCCUUUGCAGGUCUUCAAUAACAGUUGCCGGUAGCGAUUACACUUGUGCUUUUGACGAAACAAAUAUGUAUUACGGCACCAAUGGCACGAUAUUGUGCCUCGCUGAUCCGAAGUCAGACAUCGCUUUUGUGGAGCUGCAGAAUAUCGAUUCUCAUCUGCGUACAGCUGGAUUGCAACCAACGGAUGUCAGAAUGCUCUGUCGGAACAACACGCUUGCGGCUACCACUGGAGUGUCUGCUGACCAGAACUGCCUCCUUGCCUUCGUAGUUGACUCCGAGGUGCUCGCUAGACGAAACGACCCUCUAUUAAACAGUCUCAAUGCGAUGCUAGACACUCUAGACAAAUACUUCGGGUACAGUGCUGCUAAUGGCGCUCAAUUAAUCAACCUGGAAAUGUACUCUCCAUUCGACGGGAUCAACGACCUGCUAUUCAAAGAUACAGCCAUAGGCCUAUCAGAGCCAUCUAGUGAAGCAACAAGUGAACCAAUAAGGAAUUAUAAUGAACUGUUCCAGCACCUGGAAUCUUGUACAGGGUCAGCUGCCCCCAUGCCAGGGCUUGCGACGAAAAAUUUCAUGUCUUUCGUAACCCUGAUCGUGACAUCCCUUAUCGCACGUUUACUUAUGUUCUAAAUAUAAGCGUUUCGAAAGUGCUUAAUGCCUUGAAAAAAUAAAUUUACAGAUAAAAUUAAGACUUACUUAAUAAACAUUUUUUUAGUUA
This is a messenger RNA of Nymphalis io (European peacock), 2510 nucleotides long. RefSeq names its product transferrin-like. Gene Ontology annotation, biological process: iron ion transport. The record is from RefSeq and is a predicted model, not a curated record. Gene Ontology annotation, cellular component: recycling endosome; early endosome; plasma membrane. The transcript has 15 exons. NCBI's taxonomy places the organism in Eukaryota, Metazoa, Arthropoda, Insecta, Lepidoptera, Nymphalidae. Bases 131 to 2422 code for a protein of 763 amino acids.